AUGCAUGGCGGAAGUGACUGUGCGGGAACGUCAGUUGGAUACAGAGACUGUGUUAUGGACCCAUGUCCCGUUGAUGGGGGUUGGGGUUCAUGGGGUCACUGGAGCACGUGCAGUGUCACGUGUGGUGUGGGGACUCAAUUACGUCAUCGCUCGUGCACUCACCCUGCCCCUCAACACGGUGGGAUAAGUUGUGUUGGCAGUCCAACCAGUCAGAAGCAAUGCACACACAAUGACUGCCCAUUUACAUGCCCCACCCACUGGGUUCUCAACGGUUCAUCGUGCUACUAUGUUUCAACCACAAUCCAUGCCUGGAGUUAUGGCAAGCAUUACUGCAAAGCCCACAAUUCGUUUCUUGUUGAGAUCGACAAUUCAACUGAGGAUAGCUUUAUACUCCACGAACUCUCUAUCCACCAUAUAGGUAAGAAAGCGGUUCUGUUUGCUGUGACGCAACUUGACAUAAGCCUGAGGGCAAAGAGGAUACAUUACACCCACUGGGCGCCGGGGCAGCCAAAUGGAAACAACACGUAUAGACCAACCGACGACUGUAUAAAUGCCGCCACAUCUCAUUGGUUUGACGAGACCUGUACUAACGCACACCAUUUUGUUUGCGAACAGAACAACAACGACAUCUCCAUCCACUACUUCAACAGCAACAACGACAUCUCCAUCCACUACUUCAACAGCAACAACGACAGCGCCAUCUACUACUUUAACAGCAACAACGCCAUCUCCAUCCGCUACUUCAACAACAUCACUGGUGCCUGGGGCGAAUGGGGUUCAUGGAUGGCUUGUUCCAUCUCCUGUGGCACGGGAUACAGCGCCCGCUACAGGAUAUGCGACUCUUCCGCACCAUUGUUUGAUGGAAAUGAUUGUUUUGGCAGUGCAAGAUCCUACAAACAAUGCAACAUUGGACCUUGCCCAAUUGAUGGUGGGUGGUCGGAAUGGACACCGUUUGGGGUGUGCAGUCGCACAUGUGGGAACAACGCAGUUAAAGAGAGGUAUCGUCAGUGUAACAAUCCUGUAGCGGCCUUCGGCGGCGCUGAUUGUAGCGGUGAACAUUUCCAGAUAGACAUAUGCCCUGUUCGGGACUGCCUAGACGGACACUGGCAAGCCUGGAACUUCUGGAGCGCGUGUGGUACCACGUGCGGCUCUUCUGUCCGCUUUCGAAUGAGAGAUUGCACUCUGUCUAUCAACAAUGGGACAUGUCAGGGGAUUGCAUAUGAUCCAGAGUUCUGCACCGCCGAGUGCCCAGUCAAUGGUGCAUGGUCUGAAUGGUCAGUGUGGGGAACAUGUUCACAAACUUGUGAUACAGGAGUGAAACAAAGAGGUCGGACAUGCGCAAACCCAUCUCCGGCCCAUGGUGGUCAGGCCUGUGUUGGAAAUUCAACUGAUGCUGCACCCUUGGAAGAAGUAGUGGUGGUGGUGAUGUAG
Mya arenaria is the source of this 1431-nucleotide messenger RNA. Its product is annotated as semaphorin-5A-like. The transcript has 12 exons. The record is from RefSeq and is a predicted model, not a curated record. The coding region runs from base 1 to 1431 and encodes 476 amino acids. Lineage: Eukaryota; Metazoa; Mollusca; Bivalvia; Myida; Myidae.